AUGGCAUCCAGAUCGUUUAAGGCGAGCAGAUCGAAUCUAUCAUCAAACUCUGAUAUGCCUGAUGCACAUGACAAGCCUCCAGUGCCUCCGACUGUGACAUUUGGCCGGAGAACUUCCUCUGGUCGCUACAUCAGCUACUCAAGGGAUGAUCUUGAUAGUGAACUCGGGAGUGGUGACUUUAUGAACUAUACAGUUCACAUACCACCAACCCCAGAUAACCAACCCAUGGAUCCAUCCAUCUCACAGAAGGUUGAAGAGCAAUAUGUGUCGAAUUCACUUUUUACAGGCGGGUUUAAUAGUGUUACGCGAGCUCAUCUUAUGGAUAAGGUGAUCGAAUCUGAAGCAAACCAUCCUCAGAUGGCUGGUGCUAAAGGGUCAUCAUGUGCAAUUCCUGGAUGUGAUGCAAAAGUGAUGAGUGAUGAACGUGGAGUGGAUAUUCUUCCUUGUGAGUGUGAUUUCAAAAUAUGUCGGGAUUGCUAUACGGAUGCUGUGAAAACAGGGGGUAGUAUUUGCCCUGGAUGCAAGGAAACAUACAAAAACACAGAUUUGGAUGAAAUGGCUGUGGAUAAUGCACGGCCACCGCUCCCACUUCCUCUUCCAAACGGGAUGUCUAAAAAUGAGAGGAGGUUGUCAUUGAUGAAGUCAACAAAGUCAGUGCUGAUGAGGAGUCAAACUGGGGAUUUUGAUCACAACCGGUGGCUCUUUGAAACAAAGGGAACUUAUGGGUAUGGAAAUGCCAUAUGGCCUAAGGAGGGGGGUUUUGGAAAUGGGAAAGAUGACGAAGUCGCUGAACCAACAGAGUUGAUGAACAAACCAUGGAGGCCACUCACACGGAAAUUAAAGAUACCUGCAGCUAUUCUAAGCCCAUAUAGGCUUCUAAUAUUUAUUCGUAUGGUUGUCCUUGCGCUGUUCUUGGCAUGGAGGGUCAACCACCCAAAUAAUGAUGCAAUCUGGCUUUGGGGAAUGUCAGUAGUUUGUGAGAUCUGGUUUGCUUUUUCUUGGCUGCUUGACCAACUGCCCAAGUUAUGCCCAGUCAAUCGUUCUACGGAUCUUAAUGUCUUGAAGGAGAAGUUUGAAACACCUAGCCCCAACAACCCCACCGGGAAAUCUGAUCUUCCAGGCAUAGAUAUCUUUGUCUCCACUGCAGAUCCGGAUAAAGAACCACCUCUUGUCACUGCAAACACUAUCUUAUCUAUUCUGGCUACUGAUUAUCCUGUUGAAAAGCUAGCUUGCUAUGUUUCUGACGAUGGAGGUGCACUUUUAACUUUUGAGGCCAUGGCAGAAGCUGCUAGUUUUGCUAAUAUAUGGGUACCCUUCUGCCGUAAACAUAGGAUUGAACCCAGGAAUCCUGAAUCUUAUUUCAAUUUGAAGAGGGAUCCAUACAAGAACAAAGUGCUGCCUGACUUUGUCAAGGAUCGUCGAAGGGUAAAACGUGAAUAUGAUGAGUUCAAGGUUCGGAUUAAUGGACUGCCUGACUCUAUACGCCGACGGUCAGAUGCUUAUCAUGCUCGGGAAGAAAUCAAAGCCAUGAAGCUUCAAAGAGAGAACAGAGAGGAUGAACCUGUGGAGAGUGUGAAGGUUCCCAAAGCAACGUGGAUGGCUGAUGGAACCCACUGGCCAGGGACUUGGUUGAGUGCUUCACCUGAGCAUUCUAAGAGUGACCAUGCUGGUAUUAUACAGGUGAUGUUAAAACCUCCCAGUGAUGAACCGCUGCAUGGAGCUGAUGAUGAUGCUAGGCUCAUCGACCUCACUGACGUUGAUAUCCGCCUUCCCAUGCUUGUUUAUGUGUCGCGUGAGAAACGCCCAGGCUAUGAUCACAACAAGAAGGCCGGAGCCAUGAAUGCCCUCGUUCGAGCCUCUGCCAUAAUGUCCAAUGGCCCGUUCAUUCUCAACCUUGACUGUGACCAUUAUAUUUACAACUCUCAGGCAAUGAGGGAAGGCAUGUGCUUCAUGAUGGAUCGUGGAGGUGACCGCCUUUGUUAUGUCCAGUUUCCUCAGAGAUUUGAGGGUAUUGACCCUUCAGAUCGAUAUGCCAAUCACAACACUGUUUUCUUUGAUGUCAAUAUGCGAGCUCUAGAUGGGCUUCAGGGCCCAGUUUAUGUUGGAACUGGAUGUCUCUUUCGUAGAAUUUCCCUUUAUGGUUUCGACCCACCUCGGUCAAAAGAACAUCACCCAGGUUGUUGCAGUUGCUGCUUUUCUCGUCGCAGAAAGCAUUCCUCGGUAGCUAACACCCCUGAAGAAAACCGAGCCUUAAGAAUGGGUGAUUCUGAUGAUGAAGAGAUGAAUCUCUCCCUGCUGCCUAAGAGGUUUGGGAACUCAAGUUUCCUCAUUGAUUCGAUUCCAGUGGCAGAGUUCCAAGGUCGUCCCCUUGCAGAUCACCCAGCUGUGAAGAAUGGACGCCCACCUGGUGCUCUGACCAUUCCUCGUGAGCUUCUCGAUGCAUCUACUGUUGCAGAGGCGAUCAGUGUCAUUUCCUGCUGGUAUGAAGACAAGACUGAGUGGGGACAGCGUGUAGGGUGGAUUUACGGAUCAGUUACUGAAGAUGUGGUCACUGGGUAUAGGAUGCAUAACAGAGGAUGGAAAUCAGUUUACUGUGUGACCAAGCGAGAUGCAUUCCGUGGAACUGCUCCUAUUAAUCUUACUGAUAGGUUGCAUCAGGUUCUGCGCUGGGCUACUGGCUCAGUUGAGAUAUUCUUCUCUCGCAACAAUGCCCUCCUAGCCAGCCCAAGAAUGAAGCUUCUGCAAAGGAUAGCAUACCUCAAUGUGGGUAUUUACCCCUUUACCUCCAUCUUCCUCAUCGUCUACUGCUUCCUCCCGGCCCUUUCCCUCUUCUCUGGUCAAUUCAUUGUCCAGAGCCUCAAUGUUACAUUCCUGACCUAUCUUUUGACCAUCACCCUCACUCUAUGCAUGCUUGCUGUGCUUGAGAUUAAAUGGUCUGGCAUUGAGCUAGAAGAGUGGUGGAGAAACGAGCAGUUUUGGUUGAUCGGAGGGACUAGUGCCCACCUUGCUGCUGUGCUUCAGGGGCUAUUGAAAGUUAUUGCAGGGAUUGAAAUCUCUUUCACCUUAACUUCAAAAUCAGGUGGUGAUGAUGAGGAUGAUGAGUUUGCUGACCUCUAUAUUGUGAAAUGGUCAUCUCUGAUGAUCCCGCCAAUAACAAUCAUGAUGGUCAACCUAAUUGCAAUAGCAGUUGGGUUUAGCCGAACAAUAUACAGUGUGAUACCACAGUGGAGCCGGUUACUUGGCGGGGUUUUCUUCAGUUUCUGGGUUUUAGCUCAUCUCUAUCCUUUUGCCAAAGGGUUGAUGGGGAGACGAGGGAGGACACCCACCAUUGUUUUUGUAUGGUCGGGGCUCAUUGCGAUUACCAUCUCUCUUCUUUGGGUGGCAAUCAAUCCACCUUCUGGUACCAACCAAAUUGGUGGAUCAUUCCAGUUCCCCUAA
This is a messenger RNA of Prunus armeniaca (apricot), 3438 nucleotides long. NCBI's taxonomy places the organism in Eukaryota, Viridiplantae, Streptophyta, Magnoliopsida, Rosales, Rosaceae. The record is from the annotation of a GenBank genome assembly.